AGAGAGAAGGUCCCGAGGAGCCUGCACGCAGAAGACCUUCCCAAGCCCCCUGUCUUUGCCUGCUCCUCCGUAACAAGAGCAGCAACGAAUAUUAUCCGAGGUCCCGGGCGGGCACUCUAUAGUUACAAGAAGAGGGGGACACAAAAUUUCCUGCUCGCAUAGAAAGAGAAGCGAGGUCCGCGCUAGGCUGUGCGGCCGUCAAGAAAGACCCCCACAGAACGCCGCCGGGCCGGUGUAGCCAAUGCUGGGCAAAGAGGGCGCCGCAGGAACCGGGAGAUGGGGCGAGAGCCCCUCUGUCCUCACUGCGCCCAGCAAGGAUCCUUCCCUGGAAGCUCUUGUUCCGCCAAUGUCGCAUUUCAGUACGAAAUCGGAAGCUCAGACCGGAUUUUCCGAUUUUGUGUCAGACAUGUCUUGGAGAAAACCCCUAUAUUCGAAUGACCAAAGAGAAAUACGGAAAAGAAUGCAAGAUCUGUGCCAGGCCAUUCACAGUGUUUCGUUGGUGUCCGGGUGUACGGAUGCGCUUUAAGAAGACCGAAGUGUGCCAAACAUGUAGCAAACUGAAGAAUGUUUGUCAGACCUGCCUUCUUGACUUGGAAUAUGGCUUACCUAUUCAGGUUCGAGAUGCUGGACUCUCACUUAAAGAUGAUAUGCCCAAGUCGGAUGUUAAUAAAGAGUAUUACACCCAAAAUAUGGAAAGAGAGAUCAUGAACUCUGAUGGUACCCGACCUGUUGGCGCUCUAGGGAAGGCAACAUCCACCAGUGACAUGUUGCUCAAGCUGGCUCGGACUACUCCUUACUAUAAACGCAACCGCCCACACAUCUGUUCAUUUUGGGUGAAAGGAGAAUGUAAGAGAGGGGAAGAGUGCCCCUACAGGCAUGAAAAACCUACAGAUCCAGAUGAUCCUCUUGCUGAUCAGAACAUUAAGGAUCGUUACUAUGGUAUUAAUGAUCCUGUGGCUGACAAACUUCUCAAACGAGCUUCCACAAUGCCUCGUCUGGACCCACCUGAUGAUAAGACAAUUACAACAUUGUAUGUAGGUGGCCUGGGUGACACGAUCACUGAAACUGACCUUAGGAAUCAUUUCUACCAGUUUGGUGAGAUCCGGACAAUAACUGUGGUGCAGAGGCAGCAGUGUGCAUUCAUCCAGUUUGCCACACGACAAGCUGCAGAAGUGGCAGCAGAGAAGUCUUUCAACAAGUUGAUUGUCAAUGGCCGAAGGCUUAAUGUGAAAUGGGGCAGGUCUCAAGCUGCCAGAGGAAAGGAGAAGGAAAGAGAUGGGACCACAGAAUCUGGAAUAAAGCUAGAGCCAGUCCCUGGACUACCUGGAGCUCUUCCUCCUCCUCCAGCAGCAGAAGAGGAGGCAGCUUCUGCAAACUAUUUCAACUUACCUCCCAGUGGGCCUCCAGCUGUGGUGAACAUUGCCCUGCCGCCACCACCUGGCAUUGCUCCACCACCACCUCCUGGUUUUGGACCGCACAUGUUUCAUGCGAUGGGACCUCCACCUCCUUUUAUGAGAGCACCAGGUCCCAUUCAUUAUCCUUCGCAAGACCCACAGAGAAUGGGUGCCCAUGCAGGAAAACACAACAGCCCCUAACAUCAAUGGAUCAUUUUCACUGUCUUUUUUUCUAUUUUUUUAAUACAAAAAGUUACAUUGGUAGCAUACCACGUUCAGUUAUGAUGAGCAGGGAAACUAAACCUCUCCCUCAUGUAUAUGCAGUACAGGCUUAGUCUUACUGUGUUACAACUAGAAAAUAAGAUCAUUUAUAUAACCAAAAUAUUUAAUACUGGGGGAGGAAAGGUUGGCUUGUGUUAGGAAGAGCAGAGAUGUGAGCUAGAGAAAUGAGUUGUACUAUUACUAGAAAUCCCAUCAGUGUAUCUAGUGUUGCACACUUUGAAAAACAGAUUGUCUCUUGGAAAAAAUAACUAAGCCUGUUUGGUAAUCUCCAGUCAAUUAUACAAUGGAACUACCCAGCCUUAUUUAAAAUGGGAACUCUUUCACUGCUAUUCAUGUGAAUGUCAAAUUACUGUAUCACUGCUGAAGCGAAAUUAAUUCCUCCUUGCACUGAGCUGGAAUGGAAAGAUUCAGGGAGAUCACAGCAGACUAGUAUGAAGGACAUGUAGAUGGUGUGUCACUUUGUAAUAAAUGCUGUUUCUCAUCAUUUUUGAUCCUGUCUGUGAUACAUGCUACCAAAAUAUUGAGGCAGCAGCAUUGCAUGCUUGUUGAGCCUCUGUUAAGAGGUUGGUGAGUUGAGUUAUGGCUUAUGUGGCCUUCAUGUCCAGUUGCUACUAAAACUAGUCAGGUUUAUUUCCUAACUGAAUAUUUGAUUACUGAUGUCUGUUUUUAGAUAUGUGUUCUCAGUAUUCACCCAGUACCAUCUGUUUUCUGCAUCAAGUCUGUAAUGUGUCCUAGUAAAGAGAACCAUAUUUUUACUUAA
Messenger RNA from Hemicordylus capensis (graceful crag lizard), 2436 nucleotides. RefSeq names its product RNA binding motif protein 22 (gene RBM22). The record is from RefSeq and is a predicted model, not a curated record. Bases 435 to 1595 code for a protein of 386 amino acids. Gene Ontology annotation, molecular function: U6 snRNA binding; metal ion binding; pre-mRNA binding. Lineage: Eukaryota; Metazoa; Chordata; Lepidosauria; Squamata; Cordylidae. The transcript has 11 exons. Gene Ontology annotation, cellular component: U2-type catalytic step 1 spliceosome; U2-type catalytic step 2 spliceosome; Prp19 complex.